Molecule: messenger RNA, 3626 nt
Organism: Aspergillus calidoustus
Lineage: Eukaryota; Fungi; Ascomycota; Eurotiomycetes; Eurotiales; Aspergillaceae
Source: the annotation of a GenBank genome assembly
CGUCAACAAAGAGAUGAGCAGGUCAUCGAGACGGGUGUCCUUAAGACCACCCUUUCUCGCCUUCGUGAGCGGGGUUCGGACAGCGAGUGUGAUCACCUAUUAGCAGGAAGUGUUAGCCAAUAACCGCCAGACGAAAUGACAGCGGCGGCAACAUACAACAUCGUCAGGGUUCUUGGCCAAGAGCUUGUCUUUGGCGGCACUAGGACUAGAGCCUGAGAUCUGGUUCGCGAUAGAGGAUAACCGCUGCUGAGGCGUAGACAUUGUCGUGGUUGGUUUAUGCCGCUGUACAAGUGGAUGAGAGAAAAAGAAAGUCGGGCAAGCAAUCGGUGGCCCCACGGUAUGAUAUAUGAUCUCGGAUCAGCUGGCAGUCUUCAUGAACCGCGGCUCUGGGGAAGAUUCAAAAUCAGAAAUCCAGCCGAGAGCAAAGGUGGGCCAAACAACAGAGCCGAGAACCGGUUAACUCAGUUACAAGUACUACUUGUUCCUGGCGAUCGCACCCUCUAAACGCUUAUGAAGCUGGCUAAUUUAUACUUGAUGUAGUGGUCGCACAGUAGAUCCGAAGCUGCCUCAUAUCUGCAGCAUAGAGCCCAAAUCCUAAAAGAUCCCGAGGAUGAUAGUCUCGCGGAGAGGUUGAGAGCUGGAGAUUUGCCCCAAUCUCGGGACAGAAUGUGUGGCCCCAAAGCCGAUGGCCAGUGCCGCAGACUUGUAACACAGGUGUAAUAUACAGUAAUAUAUACGGCCUCGGUUGUCGGUGUGCACACAAGUUGAACGAGGAAGUCUUCGUUCUUCAUCAAUACCAACUCAGAAUUUUACUGAAUUUGUCUAGGCUGAAUAUAAAAUUGGCAUUGUCUUUAGGCAUUUCUCCCAGCCCAGUAUAUCAAGUAAAGCUCGCUGUUCAUAAUUAGGGCAGAUUGCGGACGCAGGACGCUGAACUCCAAGGAAUACGAUUGUGGGGGAGUCCCGGUCUCUUGAAAGGUGGUUCCGUGGGGGAGACGGAGAAAUCACCCUCACUCCCGAGUUGAUUUUGGGCCUUGAUACCUGUGACUGGUUCUCGGCCCUCGUUAAUCAGACUUGACAUGACGCACCACCGACCGACGCAGGGGGGAGUUGCUCUCCAGUGACCGCGUUGUGGGCGGCAAAUCGGCCGCCUCCAGCUCCCGUCCCCAGAUUCCGUCCCUGACUCGGUCUUUAGGAUAGUGCGAGGCACGCAGCCGGAGAACAAGUUAAAAGAGUUGGGGCAACCUCGGGGCAUAUGGGGGUUUGAUUUUGUUUCCUCUUUUACCAGUCGGUUUGGUCAUAAAUCUCAUCGACAUACAUACCUUACAAUGGAGAUCCUCUCCGAGAUCAGUCUGCCCGCCGUGGCAGCGGCGUCAGCCUUGUCAAUCGCCGCUGGUGCUUAUUUGAAUGCCAAACUCUCUAUUUCAACAGAUCUGACUACUAUUCUCAAUGAUCGGGCAUUUGCGAAUCGACUGGGCCAACGUAUAGCUCAACUGGGCGAUACUACCACUGUGUAUGGAAUGCUUCAUCGAGUGGUGGAAGUGGAGGGACGUGGCUCGACGGAAGCGCUUUGGUUUGAAGGGAAAACAUGGACAUAUGCCGAGCUGAAAGAUUUUGCGGACCGAUUGGCCGCCCUUUUCUAUGAAAGAGGUGUCAGCAAUGGAGACUUUGUUGGUGUCUUUACUACCAACUCUCCAGAAAUGGUUGCUAUCAUUUACGCGCUCUCAAAGCUCGGAGCUGUUGCUGCUCUCAUCAACGUCAACUUGCGAGACGAUACCUUCGUCCACUGUCUCAAUGUUUCCGGCUCCAAGCUUAUUAUAUCAACCCCAGACAUUUCACAGCAUGUAUGCUCAGACUUACCGCAUCUCUCUUUCAACAUAUCAUCUUUUGAUGGGACAUCUGCUGUGUCCGAGCUCAUCACACCAGCGGAUCUUCAACAAUACUCACCAGCCACCUUAUCAGCUGCAAAGCGGACUCCAAGUGAUCUAUCAGCACUCAUCUAUACGUCAGGCACAACAGGCAAGCCGAAAGCUUGUGCCAUACGCAAUAUGAUGGCCUUGAUAACCUCAAAUCCCCUCUCCCAGGAUGUCAACAAUCCCUCGAGGUACUUUCCACUUCGAACCUACUGCUCACUUCCUCUUUUCCAUGGUACAGCCUACUUUACCGGGCUGUGUUACUCUGUCGGCAAUGCAGGAACACUCUGUAUCCGCCGCAAAUUUUCUGCUUCCAAGUUCUGGAAGGAUGUACAUGACUCGAGGGCGACGCGUAUUCUCUAUAUUGGAGAGCUUUGCAGGUACCUGCUAGCUUCAUCCCCAUCACCCUAUGAUCAAGACCACUCAUGCAUCGUUGCCGCCGGUAACGGCCUGCGCGGAGACAUCUGGGAGAGUUUCCGUAACAGAUUCAACGUUCCUGAAAUCCGCGAGUUCUACCGGUCAACAGAAGGCAUCGCCAAGUACGACAACUUUGGCUUUGGAUCUUGGGGUGCUGGGAAGGUUGGGUUUUCCGGGCCCAUAAGGCGACUUUUUGAAGACGACACGAUCAUUGUGAAGUACGACACGGAUACGGAAAUGCCCUAUCGAGACCCCAAGACGGGCUUCUGUAUCAGGGCAAAUAUUGGAGAGGAAGGGGAAGCCAUCGGCCGUGUGCGAAAUCGUGGGUUGCUGACCGAAUACCUCAAGAAUGAAGAAGCCACCGAGAAAAAGCUUCUCCGAGACGUGUUUGAAAAGGGUGAUCUUUUCCAACGCACUGGAGAUCUGCUUGUGCAGGACUUUGAUGGCUGGGUGAAGUUUCAAGAUCGGGUGGGCGAUACCUUCCGCUGGAAGGGUGAGAACGUCAGUGCCGGGGAGAUCAGAGAUCAUAUCUGCCAGAUCCCGGGCGUACAUGAUGCUGUCGUCUAUGGCGUGAAGCUGACCGCAUACGAUGGCCAGGCAGGAGCUGCAGGUAUCACGCUGGAUGAUCCGUCCGAGUCAGCGGCGGCCGAGUUCACAACCAAACUGUACAGCGAAUUGAAAAAGAAGGGCGUCCCUUCAUACGCCCUACCACGUCUUGUCCGGUUGACAGAAAAGGUGGCAACCGGAGUUACGUUCAAGCAAGCCAAGGGCGAGUUGACGAAGAAAGGCUGGAAUCCUCAGGGUGACUGGAACGGCGACAAGCUAUACUGGCUGAAUGGCACGAAGUAUGAGAAACUUACUGAUUUGAGCUGGUCUACGAUUGAGAGCGGGUUGGCCAAGUUGUGAGGCAUUGUUGAUAGUCGUUUGAUAGACCUUGGGGUACAUGCUGUAUAGUAUAUAUUAGAUGGAGUCUACAGGAAGAUCCAGGGUAAUUCAUGGCAUCUUGUGCUGCUUGCACUAUAUAUAGUACCCAGCCACAUUUGUCACAUAGUAAACUUGACAACUUGCCUGGUUUAUUCUCGAGUUCCAACUUGAUCUCGGUUGCCCCCUGGUGAGAUCAAGCAAGUCCAAGCCAUCGGGAUCCACAACCAUUCUUUUUGCCCCACAGCAAAGAUCAAUCAAGUGUUUAACUUGAUGAGAUCGCCACGCUUAUCUAACUUACCAACCGUUGUCUGCCGUCUAAAAGUCGCUCUUUAGCGAGUCUGCGAUGGCUUUCCUGGACUAGUCAAUUCGGAUCAU